UCAGGGAGACAUCAAUGGAUGUGAAAAAAUUGAAAAGGGUUUGCGUUCUGGGAAGCGGUGGAUGGGGUUCGGUGAUAGCCAGAAUCGUGGCUAGAAAUGUUCUUUGUAUGAGACGGUUUCAUCCCAAAGUUACCAUGUACGUUUUCGAGGAAUUCCUGGACGGUAGAAAACUCACGGAGAUCAUAAACAAGGAGCAUGAGAACGUCAAAUAUUGUCGAGGUUAUAAAUUCACGAAUAACUUAAUUGCAUUAUCUGAUCCAGUAGAAGCUGCCAAAUAUGCAGAUUACAUCAUCUUCGUGACUCCUCACCAAUUCGUCGAUGGUCUAUGCAAACUAUUGUAUGGUAAAAUCAAGAAAAGAGCUGUAGGGGUUUCCCUAAUAAAGGGUUUCGAAAAAAAAUCUGGUGGUGGUAUAGACUUGAUCUCGCAUAUCAUCAGUAAGAAACUGGCGAUUCCUUGCCACGUCUUGAUGGGUGCCAACAUAGCCUCCGAAGUGGUGGCUGAAAUAAAACACUGCACAUCAACCCUAGGCUGCAAGAACAGGAAACGUGGGGAGGUUUUAAAAGAUUUAUUCGAAACUGAUCACUUGAAGAUAUCAGUUGUGGCCGAUGAGGAUACUGUGGAGAUUUGUGGUGCUCUCAAGAAUAUAGUGGCCACCGGCGUUGGUUUCGUCGACGGUCUCGGUUUGGACAAUCGCAUGAAGGAGGCCAUGCUCAGGCUGGGUUUCAUGGAGAUGAUGAAGUUCGUCGAUUUGUUCUAUCCGGGCGGUAGACUGUCGACAUUCUUCGAGAGCUGCGGCAUAGCGGAUCUCAUAGUGACCUCGUUCGCUGGGAGGAAUAGAAAGUGCGCUGCAGCUUUCGUGACCAGCGGAAAGACCAUCAAGGAGCUGGAGAAGGAGAUGCUGAACGGACAGAUGCUGCAAGGACCGCCGACUGCUGAAGAGGUCACGUUUAUGUUGAGGAACGAAAAAAUGACAGAUCAGUUUCCACUGUUCACAGUGAUCGACCAAAUUUGCCGUGGUCAAAAAGAAGCCAAGGAACUCACCAAAUGCAUCGAAGAAAAUAUUCUGAAAAAGACAUAUCCAAAUUAGCUUGAUUGGAGCGAAAAACAUCGGCGACUUGGAGAAUCUAUCUGAUUUACAAAUGGCUACAAAAAAUCCAGAAGCUUAUUGUUAUUUUUGCAGUUGCAGCACAACAAUAUUUCAGCAGUUGAAGCAAUCCAUUGGUCCACGGUAGGCCUAUUUCAACCUACUAGCAGGCCAAGGGAUCCACCUUUUCAGUAUGGUGAACGUCAACAAUUCUGGUGGAGAGUUCUGCGCACCCUGUAGAAGGGUUCAACAAUUUGCGAGAGGCCCGCAUUUCGUAUACCUUAAGGAAAAACGACUGGAAAAAGUUCGGAUCCAGAGUACCAACAAAACUAGAAGAGGACCAAAAGUUCCAAAGAACUAAGGGGACCAUGGGGAGAAUUUGUUAUAUUUGAAAAUUAAACUACAAUAAGAUUUCAAAUUUAUAUUUGAAAAUUAAACUACAUACAAUAAAAUUUC
Messenger RNA from Coccinella septempunctata (seven-spotted ladybird), 1541 nucleotides. RefSeq names its product glycerol-3-phosphate dehydrogenase [NAD(+)], cytoplasmic-like. Gene Ontology annotation, biological process: glycerol-3-phosphate catabolic process; carbohydrate metabolic process. NCBI's taxonomy places the organism in Eukaryota, Metazoa, Arthropoda, Insecta, Coleoptera, Coccinellidae. The record is from RefSeq and is a predicted model, not a curated record. Gene Ontology annotation, molecular function: NAD binding; protein homodimerization activity; glycerol-3-phosphate dehydrogenase [NAD(P)+] activity. Gene Ontology annotation, cellular component: glycerol-3-phosphate dehydrogenase (FAD) complex; cytosol. Bases 15 to 1088 code for a protein of 357 amino acids. The transcript is spliced from 9 exons.